GAUGAACGCACCCGUCGCUUUCUCCCGCUCGCUCCAGUCGAUUGGCAAUAUAUGACGACGAACACUGCUGCUGCUGGUCCUCCACAGGAUCGAAUUAGUGGGGAGCAGCGACAAGGAAGGAAGAGGAGUCGAGAAAUGGGUGCUGCGGAGGAGGAGUACCGCAGCGGCAGCAGUCUGUGGCUUGCUCCGACACCGAGCAAGAGAUGGGGGGAGCUGUUCUUCCUUUUCUAUACUCCCUUCUGGCUCACUCUCUGCCUUGGCAUCGUCGUUCCUUACAGACUCUACGAGAGCUUCUCAGAACUGGAGUACCUGCUUCUGUCAUUGGUUUCUGCUGUUCCUUCUUUUAUGAUACCGACGAUUCUAGUUGGGAAGGAUGCUUCUUUCAGGAAGAUGGUGGCAAACAUUGGAAAGACCGUUACUGGGUAAAGGCCAGUUUGUGGAUUUCAAUAUUUAGUUAUGUUGGCAAUUAUUUCUGGACUCACUAUUUCUUCACCGUUCUUGGAGCAUCCUAUACUUUUCCAUCUUGGAAGAUGAAUAAUGUGCCGCACACAACAUUUUUUCUUACACAUGUCUGUUUCUUAUUUUACCAUGUCACGUCUAAUAUGACUCUAAGGCGGCUACGUCAUUCUAUCUCAAAUUUGUCGAAGCUGAAUCAGUUAAUUAUUCAAGCAGUGUGGAUUUUACUCCUCUCCUAUUUCAUAGCCUUCUUAGAGACCUUGGCUAUUGCCAAUUUCCCGUACUAUGAGUUUGUAGAUCGCUCAGCAAUGUACAGAGUGGGAUCAUUGUUCUAUGCAAUUUACUUUAUAGUUAGCUUCCCCAUGUUCAUAAGACUAGAUGAGAAACCAAAUGACUCCUGGAGCCUGUCUAGAGCAGCUAUUGAUGCAUUGGCAGCAGCAAUGCUUGUAACAAUAAUAUUGGACAUGUGGCGCCUCUUUCUUGGGCCUAUAAUUCCAGUUCAAGACAAAGAUCAAGGCUUACCAAAAGGUCUUCCGUGGUUUCCAUGAAAGUUACAGGAGCUGCAGUUUUGCUGUUGAAGUUUACGGUCAACUUUGUUGGCUAUUUGCAUUUUCAUUAGCCUGUAGGCUUCCCUUGUCUUAUUUUUUUAUAGAGGCAACUCAGUCUCUGUUUGUUUCUGAAAUUCACCCUUAACUGUUGUAAAUUAGCGGGGUACCUCUUUUAAAAGUUGGGAGGUGACAAUGCGAAUCAAAUACUGAUGAGAAAACUAUUAACUUUAUUUAUUCAACCUGAAUUUUCAUUUGUUCUCGA
This is a messenger RNA of Nymphaea colorata (pocket water lily), 1266 nucleotides long. Its product is annotated as cycloeucalenol cycloisomerase. NCBI's taxonomy places the organism in Eukaryota, Viridiplantae, Streptophyta, Magnoliopsida, Nymphaeales, Nymphaeaceae. The record is from RefSeq and is a predicted model, not a curated record. Gene Ontology annotation, molecular function: cycloeucalenol cycloisomerase activity. The coding region runs from base 204 to 1004 and encodes 266 amino acids. The transcript has 8 exons.